Momordica charantia (bitter melon) is the source of this 2705-nucleotide messenger RNA. RefSeq lists its product as uncharacterized. Gene Ontology annotation, cellular component: chloroplast envelope. NCBI's taxonomy places the organism in Eukaryota, Viridiplantae, Streptophyta, Magnoliopsida, Cucurbitales, Cucurbitaceae. The record is from RefSeq and is a predicted model, not a curated record.
UGGUGCUAAAAUGGUCUCUCUGUUUCUGAUGGUUGAAAAUUGUAAGUGAGGUCCACUGCACUUGAGAGUUGAGCGACCAAAAAUCUCCAUCGAUGGUUACAAUGCUCCUCCUCAUUCCAGGGAAGAAGAAUUAACCCAUAUUCAUAUUCAACGAACUCAUUUUCUUCCCCGUUGUUCUCUUCUCUUCUACCAUGUCAUUGCCUUCUCAAAAUCUCUUCACAUGUUCCGGCCGUUUCAAGUUCUGUUGCUUCGCCAACUCCGGUCUCAGAAACAACACUUCCUUCUCUCUCCCGGUUGCAUCUCCAUGCCUCCAUCAGUUCCACUUUCAGAAGCAUAACCUACAAAUACCUCACAAUUUAACCUCCCGCCGGAGUAAUUGUCUGUAUGCCAUUGGAGUUUUUGAAUCCGAACAAGUUGCGGGGAGUCACGACAGGGAUGGUGAUUUCAACCUGGAAUCGAUUCUUUCGUUCUCUGAAUUGCUUUGUCUCUUUUCCUCUGCUGUUUUCUUGGUUGUUUUUGUCGUGAAUUUCGUUGGUUAUAAUUCCAAGAAGGCGCUCUGGGUAUUGAUAGGAGAUAGGGGUUUGGUUUGGGGCUUCCCUUUGCUGGUAGCUACUGUUGUUCUUAACGCGUGGAUUCGAAGGCGGCAGUGGAGACGAGUAUGUUGGAAAACAGCGAAAGGUGCAUUGGAGGUGAAUUUGUUGGAUAGGAUUGAGAAACUGGAGGAGGAUUUAAGGAGCUCGACGGCCACGAUUCGGGCCUUGUCUAGGCAGCUUGAGAAGUUGGGCAUAAGGUUUAUGGUCACACGAAAAACUCUCAGAGAUUCAAUUGCUGAGACUGCAGCAUUAGCUCAAAGAAAUUCUGAGGACACUCGAACGUUGGCUGUGCAAGAAGAUAUUCUUGAAAAGGAACUCCUUGAAAUGCAAAAGGUCUUACUAGCCAUGCAGGAGCAGCAGCGAAAGCAGAUUGAGCUGAUUAUUGCGAUUGGAGAAAAGGGGAAGCUGAUGGCAAGAAAACAGGCACUUGAUCAAGAACGAACAAGGAUUGAAAGACACAAGUCUGCCAAUGAAGAUUCAAAAGAACUUGAAGCUUACGGAAUCUGAUGAGGUGGAUCACGAUGGACUGUUUUCUCCAUGAGCCUGAAUUGGACUAUAUACACGGUAAGGUGGAUUGUUUCUAUAAUUAUGAUAAUUGUAGCCACUGUUUGAAGUUAUUGAUUUGAUUGAGCACAUAAGUUUUUCCCUUUGUCGUAAAUUGUGUGGGAGGAAUCUUACUGAGGAUGUAGGUAGUUGUUAGGCCUGUAGAGAGCGAUAGAGAUAUAAAGGUGAUAUCAGAGCCUUUUGAGUGAUAGUAUGGCGUUUGGAAUAUAAACAGAGCAUGAAUAGGAAUGUCAGUCAUCGUAUAAUAGUAGUGAAGAAGGCGAGUUUAGUGGUUUUUACUUUUUAGGGGGAAGAUGUAGAUGAAUGUGAAAUGAAGAAUGUAGACAACCACCUAAUUUGGAAGUGACAAAAAGAAAAAUGCAGGAACAUGUGGGGAAAGAGAAGGAAGAUCAGUCAGUGGAGAGGCAUAUAGGAAGUGGUAUAAGAUGUAGACUCAUUCGAAGGCUCCUCUGAUUCAAAUUGUUGGGGCAGAAUGAAGUUUCCACCUUUUAAGGAACAUGUAAAGGAUCAAUCAGUUAAGUCUAGACGAGUUUCUAAUUUAUAGGUCCAUUAAGUCUGCAUAGUCCUAAAAAACUCAUAUUGAAACUAAAUUUGACUAUUUAAUGGAUAAGAUACAUCACUCAAAUAACGGAUAUGAUCUAUUAUUAGAAGAGAAACCCAAACCCAAUAAGGAACAUAGCCUUUGAAGCUUCAUUAUUGAUUGAGUCUUUAGUCUGAUGAUAUGCCUUGAAUAGUUCAAGAUCCAAGCGCGGUUAAUAACUGGGCUAAGAGCUUUUAUAUGAUCAACUUCAUUUGGGACCAAUAAGCCUUAACCACAUAGAGACCCACCUCCACCUAUAGCCUGAAAGGGCUGUUGAUAACCUAGCUUUUCUAUUAGGUGUAGGACUACCCAACGUAAGUUUCAAUUGAGAAAUAUAUUUUUUCCCAUGUGGGACAAGUGUAAUUCAAUUAAGCAACCCUCUCUUCUUCUUUAAGUUUUUAUAUAUGAUAAAAUUUAGGAGGAUUCCUACUUAUCUACCACUAUUAAAAAAUUUACAGUCUAUUCUCUCCCUUUCUAUGCAUUCACAUCUUAGUUGUCAUUUUUACUUAAUGAUAGUAAGCAGGAUAUACCUACUUACCGGUAGGCUUUUAAGUUCUAUUGUUUGAGGGAUUGAGAUUUCUAGUAGAUUCUUGUUUUUAUUCAUUUUAUUUAUGGAGACUCGAUCUUUGGACAUCUAGAUUCAGCAAAGGAGAUGAGAUGUUGAAGUAUGAUAUUUAAAGUAUCGAAGAACAUGUCAAAAAAUAGUUUUCACAUAGCUUCGUGCUGUGAAAAAGCAUUUGGGUCGAGGCUCUCGAAACCCCAAUGUCAAACUUGACAGAAUUGUAUAAUGCUUUUUUCUUGUUUCCUGCUGUGGUUUUGAAACCCUAAAGACUAAAGAGAUCGUGUUCAUGAAGGAUUCUAGACCGAGGAAGAGUUCCAAGGAGAUUAAGGCUAUUAUGAAAUUUUGUAAUCUGAAGUUUAAUUUUUUUUUUCUUUGAAUAUUCUAGAUUAUGGCAAGUGUACUCAUA